Pecten maximus is the source of this 780-nucleotide messenger RNA. RefSeq names its product 39S ribosomal protein L40, mitochondrial-like. Lineage: Eukaryota; Metazoa; Mollusca; Bivalvia; Pectinida; Pectinidae. The coding region runs from base 43 to 657 and encodes 204 amino acids. The record is from RefSeq and is a predicted model, not a curated record. The transcript has 5 exons. Gene Ontology annotation, cellular component: mitochondrial ribosome; mitochondrial large ribosomal subunit.
UCUAUAAAAACACCCGAUAUAGUUUUGUUCCGAAAUGAAAAAAUGGCUGCCUCCAUGAUCAACAUUUUAACUGCAAACUUUAAAAGACUUGGAUUAACAGCUAAGACGUCCUUCAGCACACUUCAGUUCAACAGAUGCCUGCGAACACAGACACAUCCACUUCUCUUCCUGACAACAGACCAUCUACAAAAGAAACAAGCACAGCAUGUUGUGAAUAAAAGGAGGGUGAAAAGGAAAAAAGUCGUAGAAAAAUUGCUCACGAAAAUGGACAAAAAAGCAGUACCAAUCAAAGCUCCCAUUAAAGAACUCAUGAUUAUGACAACGCUGGAAAAAGAAGCAGUCAAAUUAAGAAAGCGAGAACAGUCCGUCCCACCUGAGGAGCUACAAAAGGAUAUGAAAAAUUUCUGGAGUGAAUGGAAGGUUUACUGUGGGAAGUUUUUAACACAAGAAACACAUAUGAUACAAAACCGGUUACAAUCACAACAGAAAGCCCUGGCCGAAUUACGUCUGGAGUCUGAAGAUUUAUAUCAACAGGCAAUAGCAAUAGAUGAAAAUAUGUACAAUUUCAAAGUGAAGAGGCUGACAAACACGCCAGCCAUCCCGGGAUUCGAGCCUAUUGAUGGAGAAUACAGUGACAUUUCUAUUAAAUAUGACUGAUGGAUAGUCGGGGUGCUAUAAUAAGGAACAUUUGUGAUGAGUAUAGUAUUCCGGAUCUUGCUGGCGAUUGUGACACGUUUGUGAUUAAACUUCAAUAAAAUAUAUGUAGUGUGAUAAACAUGA